This is a messenger RNA of Medicago truncatula (barrel medic), 2419 nucleotides long. RefSeq names its product transmembrane 9 superfamily member 2. Bases 278 to 2101 code for a protein of 607 amino acids. The transcript has 7 exons. Gene Ontology annotation, cellular component: membrane. The record is from RefSeq and is a predicted model, not a curated record. NCBI's taxonomy places the organism in Eukaryota, Viridiplantae, Streptophyta, Magnoliopsida, Fabales, Fabaceae. Gene Ontology annotation, biological process: protein localization to membrane.
UUUAUGUAAGUACUAGAAUUUGUUUAUGUCAGAAGACAUGUACUUGUCAUCAUUCAUUAACCAUUCACAAACACGGUUCUUUUUCAACUCUUUAUAAUAUUCAUUCAUUACGUACCAUUUUAAGAAGUACGUGCAAAUUCAAAUCAUAUUAUCAAUUUUUAUUUCAUUUUGUUUUCUAAGGAAUUGUCGUGGAAAUUCCUUCUUCUCAACCACUCUCAUCAUGUACCUAUAGGAACAAACAAACAAACAAACAACAUAGCCAUUGCAUUUUCAUUCUAUGUUUUGUUUUGUGUCUGUAUGUGGUUCUGUGUAUAUGGAAAAGUCAAUGACAUGUUUGGUUAGUGCCAUUGUGAUCCUAUGUUGUUUCUGCUGUAUUAACUAUGUUACAUCUGAUGCAUCAGAUCAUCGUUAUAAAGAAGGUGAUUUUGUACCGUUUUAUGCAAACAAGGUGGGACCCUUUCACAAUCCCAGUGAGACAUACAGAUAUUUUGAUCUUCCAUUUUGUUCACCAGAAAAUGUAGAAGAAAAGAAAGAAGAUCUUGGUGAAGUUUUGAACGGUGAUAGAUUAGUUGUUGCUCCUUACAAACUUGAAUUCUUGAUUGAUAAAAAACCUGAGAGCAUUUGCCAAAAGAUGCUGACAAGAAAAGAGGUUGCUCAAUUCAGACACGCUGUUUUGAAGGACUAUUUUUAUCAAAUGUACUAUGAUGACUUGCCAAUUUGGGGUUUCCUUGGAAGAUUUGAAACUGAUGAAAAAGAUGUUGACACAAACGAGGCCACAGUUUAUCUUUUUAGAAAUGUUCAUUUUGAGAUUCUGUACAAUAACGAUCGUAUUAUCGAUGUUUUCGUUAAAAAUGAUCCGAAUGCUGUUGUGGACUUGACAGAAGAUAGAGAGGUAAAUGUGGAUUUCACAUAUUCUGUCAAAUGGAUUGAAACAGAUAUUCCAUUUGAGAAAAGGUUGGAGAAAUACUCACAGACAUCCUCACUCUCACAUCACUUGGAAAUCCAUUGGUUUUCUAUUAUUAACUCGUGUGUCACCGUUCUUCUCUUGACCGGAUUCCUUGCCAUGAUUCUCAUGCGCGUACUUAAGAAUGACUUUGUCAAGUUUACACCAGAUGAAGAGGCACUUGAUGACCAAGAAGAGACUGGAUGGAAGUAUAUCCAUGGUGAUGUGUUCAGAUAUCCAAGAUUUAAGUCUUUGUUCGCAGCAGCACUUGGAACAGGCACUCAGUUAUUUACACUUGUAAUCUUCAUCUUUAUGCUUGCUCUAGUUGGUGUUUUCUAUCCAUACAACAGGGGAGCUUUGUUUACUGCACUGGUUGUCAUAUAUGCAUUAACGUCUGGCAUUGCCAGUUAUUCUGCCGCUUCCUUCUAUUACAUGAUUGAAGGGAAAAAUUGGGUGAAAAUUUUGGUGUUAACUGGUAGUCUAUUCUCUGGACCAUUAUUUUUUACAUUCAGCUUUCUUAACACGGUUGCUGUCGCCUAUAACUCCACUGCAGCACUACCCUUUGGAACAAUUGUGGUUAUUUUCCUAAUAUGGACACUUGUAACCUCGCCUUUAUUGGUAUUGGGUGGGAUUGCUGGUAAGAACAGCCAAUCAGAAUUUCAAGCGCCUUGUCGAACCAACAAGUAUCCGAGGGAGAUUCCUAAACUACCUUGGUACCGUAAAACUCUUGCUCAAAUGGCUAUGGCUGGAUUUUUGCCAUUCAGUGCCAUUUUCAUUGAACUCUACUACAUAUUUGCUAGUGUGUGGGGUCAUCAGAUUUAUACCAUAUACAGCAUUUUGUUCAUUGUUUUCAUCAUUCUUUUGAUUGUCACUGCUUUUGGUAAUGUGGCAUUGACAUACUUUCAACUUGCUGCUGAGGAUCAUGAAUGGUGGUGGAGGUCUUUCCUUUGUGGUGGAUCAACUGGGUUGUUCAUAUAUGGGUACUGCAUGUUUUUCUACCAUGCAAGAUCAGAUAUGUCUGGUUUCAUGCAAACUUCUUUCUUUUUCGGCUACAUGGCUUGCAUUUGCUAUGGUUUCUUUCUUAUGCUUGGAACUGUGUCUUUCAGAGCUUCUUUAAUCUUUGUCAGACACAUAUACCGUUCCCUCAAGUGUGAAUAGCCCAGAAGAAGCUCACUGGAAUAAACCAGACACUUUGUUUUACACUGUGCAGUGCAAUACAGCAAAAUCUCAUUGCAAAUGGUUUAUUGAAGAGUAGUAUAGGAGAAAUGCAAUUGCAUUCCAAAUAUACAGUCUGAUAGAAAAUGUAUCAUGACAGUAAACCUAACAAUUUUUAUUUUUAUUUGAAAUUGUAGAAGAGGUUUUAGCAUCACAUAUUCACAUAGCUUCAGGUUUUCACCAUUGUAUUAUUGCAUCUUCAUUGAUGAAAAGGUUCUUUCACGGCCUAUUAUUUAAUUACGUGCGGUUUAUUUUCCUUUA